Messenger RNA from Pseudomyrmex gracilis, 2360 nucleotides. RefSeq names its product inositol polyphosphate 1-phosphatase (gene Ipp). Lineage: Eukaryota; Metazoa; Arthropoda; Insecta; Hymenoptera; Formicidae. The coding region runs from base 345 to 1451 and encodes 368 amino acids. The transcript is spliced from 5 exons. Gene Ontology annotation, biological process: phosphatidylinositol phosphate biosynthetic process. The record is from RefSeq and is a predicted model, not a curated record. Gene Ontology annotation, molecular function: inositol-1,4-bisphosphate 1-phosphatase activity.
AUGCGAAAUGUCUCUGGAGAUAAACGUAAAUAUAAAACAAGAUAUAUAUUUGUAAUCUUGAGAGAAUAAACAAACGCAGUUUUUUUUUUAUUUGCUGGAUCGGUUUGCGUAACAAAACACGGCUACUGCGUGUGGUCCAAAAAGUCCGCGCAAAAAGUGCGCAUCGCGGCGCAGAUGUGGAUAAAACACACAGGUUGGACGUACGCAUGCGUUCGUCACUUGCAUAGGAGAGAGAAAUGGAGAGAAAAUAAUCAUCACGGGCUAGAGCUCUUUCGCGCGCAACCUUGUUGUGUGAGUUUUAUUUAUUAAAUUAGAUAUAUAUAUAUAUAUUGUAGAAAAAAAAUAUGGGAAGUGGUAGCAAAUUGUUAAAAGUCCUCCUGCAAGCCUCAGAGAAGGCAGCAAACAUUGCGAGAACUUGUCGCCAGAAGGAAGCGCUAUUUCAGUUGCUGGUACAAGAAAAAUCCCUGGAAGAAAAGAAUCCUCGUUUCUUUCAGGAUUUCAAGACGUUAGCUGACGUUCUCAUUCAGGAAACCAUCAGACACGACAUCGAAGUUGAAUUUCCAGAGUUGGCCAAGCUAGUUCAAGGCGAAGAAACUAAUGUCUUCAGUAAUACUUUGGGAGAGUCUAUUAUCGUGGAUGUCUGUUCAUGCAGCGAGGACACAGCACAGCUGUUAACUAAAGUUAUGGGCAACGAUGCAGUAGCAGCUGAAUUGCUCGCUGCUGAAGUUCACAAGGACGUUCAGCUCUCGGAUGUGCCAGUUGAGUUAGAUAUUCCUAAUGAUUUUGACAUCAAUGUGGAUGAUCUCGGUAUUUGGAUAGAUCCAAUCGAUUCAACAGCAGAUUACAUACACGCAAUGGAGAUGGUGGACGAGCAGACUGGCUUGCAUUUAAGCGGUUUACGUUGCGUCUCUGUAUUAAUCGGAGCGUAUAAGAAAAGUACAGGAGUGCCGAUUUUGGGUGUAGUUAACCAGCCUUUUUGCACCAAUGUGGACUCGCAGUGGACGGGGAAGUGUUACUGGGGUUUCGUGGGAGGUGGGAUAAGCAAGUCUUCCAUAAAUAUCACGGGUAAAACCGAGGACAAAAUCGUCUUGAUCAGUCGCUUCGAAGACGCGGACGUAAAGUCGAAGCUUGUGAACAGCGGAUUCCGACUGCUAGAAGCGACUGGAGCUGGGUACAAAAUACUGAGCGUCGCUCUCGGACAAGUGGCCGCUUACAUUUUGUCGAGGGGCUCGACGUACAAGUGGGACACAUGCGGGCCGCAGGCUCUUCUGUCGUCCGUAGGCGGCGGAAUAAUCGAGUUCAAAGAGUUUGUCGUGAAUCCACACUCGGACAAUCUGAGCGUGAAUUAUUUGCCAAUAGGCACGAAUUUUUCCAAUCGUUUAGGUUUGAUAGCGUACAGAGAUCCUCAGAUUUUAGAAACUUUUAAGUGCAUUUUGUGUAAGUCGCAUUGAAAUAAAUACGACGGUAUAUGUGACUUCGACGCAGAAAUACACGGACGGAACGUAAACAAUUAUUUUGGAAAAAGGAUAUUUUUUUGACGAUUAGAGAUAAAAAGAAAACACAUAAUCACCGUGUGGCUGUGUCUUGUCUUUACUGCUAACCUUUCACAUCUCGCAACAAUUGUGUGCGUUUCGGCUGUAUAUUUCUAUGUCGAUAAUGUGCAAUACAACGUGAUAUCGUGUCAUAAAGAUUCCUUUUCUCAAUAAGCAAGUCUCUCACGUAUGUUUAAAGUAAUAAAGUAAAUUCUAUGUGUGUUGAAUUUUAUUCGAUAAAUUUUAUGUAAAGUUCGAAAAGUAUUUUCAUAAAUUUUCUCUUCGCUAUAUAUACGUUACAAUAUUAUCUGUGAAUUCCGAGACUCGAUCGUCCACGAUGCUUAAUAUAAUAUAGAGAGAUGACACUCUCACGACUAUAUUAUAAUAAUAUUUAUUGUUCAGAUUUAUUAUCGCAUCAUUAUUUAUUUGAUGUAAGCUAGUCGUUGAAUGUUAUACAAUAAAUGGUAGGUACAAAGUACGCAUCUUCGGUAUAGAAUUUUGCAUAAAAUUUUUCUUUGUUCGGAAGUUUCAAGUCAAUUUCUUUUCGAUAAGUAUAUAUAUAUAUAUAAAACACAUCAAAACCUUUAAAUUUUGACAUUUGUAAUCUUUGUCUUGAUAUUUAUUCUCCCAUUCUAAUAUCGAUUAAUCCUUCUCCGCCGUGAUAAUGCGGCGUGGUUUCCGAUUGAUGGUUGUUAUUAGGAAUUUCGGGUAUCUUUGGAAACUGGUUGUGAGUUCCCUCUCGUGUAGGAUCUUUUGUAAUGACAGUCCAGUGAUUACCAUCUUGCUGUUGGUGAUGAUUCUGAUGUCCAGGUGGCUGGGAUUGCCAUU